GAAGAGACACGCAAACAUAUCCAUUAGGGUCACAACGGUUCUUGCAGCAGCUUAUUACCAGAAAGGAAAGAAAGCCGAAAUUUUUUGUCUGAAGAUAAGAGUUUUAAAGUGGUAGUUUUGUUUCUGGGUACUACUGUGUCAGGUGAAGAGAUACGAAGAUGGAAAACGCAGAAGAACUUGUCUCCAUUGAGCUACCAGCUCCUGCUUCAUGGAAGAAACUGUUUUAUCCGAAAAGAACGGGUACUCCGAGAAAGACAGAGAUUGUGUUCGUUGCCCCAACGGGUGAAGAGAUCAGCUCGCGGAAGCAGCUGGAGCAGUAUCUGAAGGCUCAUCCUGGGAAUCCUCUCAUCUCUGAGUUUGAGUGGACGACUGGGGAAACUCCAAGGAGGUCGUCAAGGAUCAGCCAAAAGGUGAAGGCAACAACGCCUACUCCCGACAAAGAACCCCUCAUGAAGAAGAGAAGAUCUUCUCUCACAAAGAAGGACAAUAAGGAGGCUGCUGAGAAGAGCGAAGAGGCUGCUGUGAAGGAGAACAUGGAUGUUGACAAGGAUGGACAGAAGGAAAACGCGGAAGCUGAGAAGGAGGAAGUGACAGCAAUUGCAGAUGCCCAAAAGGAGAAUAAAGAGGGUGACAAGACUGAGGUUGAGAAGGAGGGUCAAGCAGAAAUUGUAGAGGGUGAAAAGACUGAAGUUGAGAACAAAGAGGGAGAAGUUGUGGCGGACAAGAAAGAUCCCAUGGAAGUGGAUAUCUCUGAGUUGGAGAAGAAGACUGAGAGUGGAGCUGAGAAACCUUCCAAAGUUGAAGGCCUAAAGGACACUGAAAUGAAAGAACCGCAGGAAGUUGUUGCUGAGGGUGAUGGAGAGAAGAAGCCUACAGAGGAAGAGACCGAGAACAAGGGCAGUAUGACAACAGAAGCUAACGGAGAACAGAAUCUUGAUGCAGAUGCUGAAGCAAAUAAGGAAAAAGAAUCCAAAGAAUCUGAUGCAAAGAAGACAGAAGCUGAGGCAAACAAGGUGAAUGAAACUGAUGAGAAGAAGACAGAAGCUGAGACAAAUAAGGAGAAUGAAACUCAAGCACUUGAUGAGAAGAAGACAGACGCUGUAGCAAAUAAGGAGAACGAAACCAAAGAAUCUGAUGUUAAGAAGACGGAAGCUGCAGCAGAGGAGAAGAGUAACGACAUGGAGGCAGAGGACACAAACAGAAGCUUGGAGACGAAUCAAGUUCAACAGGGAGCUGCAGCUUCCGUUAGCUGUUAAAACUUAUAUCGUUCUGUACAGAGCACAGAACGUGAAGAGUUUGUUGUGAUUUCAGGUGUAGCUUUAACAUUAUGAGUGGUUGUUGUAUGUGUUGGUAGAUCUAAUGUCUAUGUAGUUCAGUUCAUUAUCAUUUGACGUUUGUACGUUUGUACUUUGUUGUAUUAUUAAUGUUAGGCAUUUAGACUG
Capsella rubella is the source of this 1442-nucleotide messenger RNA. RefSeq names its product methyl-CpG-binding domain-containing protein 10. NCBI's taxonomy places the organism in Eukaryota, Viridiplantae, Streptophyta, Magnoliopsida, Brassicales, Brassicaceae. The coding region runs from base 159 to 1256 and encodes 365 amino acids. Gene Ontology annotation, molecular function: DNA binding. The record is from RefSeq and is a predicted model, not a curated record. The transcript is spliced from 2 exons.